GCGCACCUGUCCAGCCCCCUGGGCCCCCCGCUACAAACCCGGCCCGGUGGGACCCUGCCACUCGCCACCAAGCGCCGGGGAGGCCGACUGGUCAUCAUCAACCUUCAGCCCACCAAACAUGACCGCCAUGCCGACCUGCGCAUCCACGGCUAUGUAGACGAGGUCAUGACCCAGCUCAUGAAACACCUGGGGUUGGAGAUCCCCACCUGGGAUGGCCCCCGUCUGCUGGAGAGGGCCCUGCCGCCCCUGCCCCGCCCACCCGCCCCCAAGCUCCAGCCCAGGGAGGAGUCCCCUGCCUGGCUCAAUGGCUCAGCACCUGCCGACCCCAAACAGGAGCCUACAGCUAAGCCCUGUGCCCAGUACAACGGCUCAGAACCUGCCAGCCCCAAACGGGAGCGGCCGGACAGUCCUGCCCCCCACACGCCCCCAAAAAGGAUGAAGGUUGAGGCUGCUGCCAGCUGACCAGGGUGCUCGGGGAGGGUGGGGCUUUUUGUAGAAACCGUGGAUUCUCCUUUUCUUAUGGCAUCACUUUGGUACUUGUAUCUGUCCUCCGGGGACCUCAGGGUACUGAGGCUGUGCUCCGGGCCCCGGGUCAAACUUGCACUCCAUGUCGUCUCGCUUGGCUCUGGGAAGCUCUGGUGGGGCCUGGGAAGGAGCUGCACCCUGGAGCUGACAGUCCAGACACCUGCUUCCCCCCACCCCACCAUGCCCCAGCCUCUGACUCAGGACAUUCUGGGGAGGUGGUGGCUGGGCCCUCCCUGGUUUCCAGCCUCAACAAGAAUGAACUCCCUCUGCCCCCUGGUCUUCCUCUCUGGACCCAUCACACCGCCAACCCCUCCCAGGCUCUUGAUCUGCCUCCCCAAAGCCGCCUUCACAGGUCCUCCAGAAGGGGAGCCACACCUCCCAGCAGGACAGACAGUAAAGGCUUCCACUGCCUCUGGGGCUGGAGGGAGAGAGCUGGGGCCACCCGGCUUCCUCCAGGAUUCCAGGAAAGUUUUCAAUGCAAUAAAAACAGAGCAUUCUUGUUGCA
Galeopterus variegatus (Sunda flying lemur) is the source of this 1030-nucleotide messenger RNA. RefSeq names its product NAD-dependent protein deacetylase sirtuin-6-like. Lineage: Eukaryota; Metazoa; Chordata; Mammalia; Dermoptera; Cynocephalidae. The annotation marks the transcript as partial. The transcript has 2 exons. The record is from RefSeq and is a predicted model, not a curated record.